This is a messenger RNA of Diaporthe batatas, 1035 nucleotides long. RefSeq lists its product as uncharacterized. Lineage: Eukaryota; Fungi; Ascomycota; Sordariomycetes; Diaporthales; Diaporthaceae. The record is from RefSeq and is a predicted model, not a curated record. The coding region runs from base 193 to 1035 and encodes 280 amino acids. The transcript has a single exon.
CUUUUGGUCUCCCUCGUCAGCAUUCCUACCGACAGUUCUGGUUCACGAAACCGUGAGCAAGGCUUUCAAGCUAUUGUCUACGUUGAAAGACCUACAGACUAGGCACACUUUAUUUCAAACGCCAGAGUGCUACCAAGGGUCGACAGCUACAACAUCCACAAGGCAGCAACUACACUAGCGGAACCUCUUGAAAUGUUUGAUUCACUGCAUCUACUUAGACAGCUCUGCGGUCAGCCAAAGGAGGACUCCGACAACAGAAAUAUUGAACAGCAGUUUGUCGAUACUCAGAUGGCACCUGCCUUCAACACCAAUACGCUUCCAUCCCGCUAUCGAGCUUACGGCAUACUAUGCUCAGCCGGGAUUCCUUCCCUCAUCUGGUGCGAGGAUGCUUUGGAGCAUCUCGGCGUCCCCACUGAGACAUUCUGCCUGUUCCUGGUGGUCCCCGACUCGCUCCAGGCACAGGCCUCAGACCACUUGAUGAAAGCUGGCUAUCAAAAGAGAGACCUCCCCUUUGCUUUGAAUCAGAUUCCUCAAUUCAGCAAUAUUUACGGCCCACCCGCCCCAAGCCCAAGUCAGUUGGUCAACGAAGAAGAUAGAGACAACCCUUUUUUUGAUCCCGAGGACAACAUCAACCGCCUUUACCCCCCUGUCAUCUUACUCCCUGCUAUGGAAUGGUUUGUGAACCUGCCGGAAACGUAUUCUGGAAUGCAGGAGUGCUAUCCAACACUUCUACAGCUAUUCACCAGUCUCGUCUCAAAGUGGAUGGUGUUGGAGGAACAGGAUGAAGGCUUGCGUAUGGUUCUUGCUGUUCUUACUAGUAUAGAGUACAUUUACGACUAUUUGGAUGUUGUUAAGCAGCCAGAAUUCGAGGAGGGAUUACCGAAAAAUCUUCGGUUGUUCCAUACGGAGAGAGUCAAUGGGUUGGAGCCAGGCGAGUUAUGGUUAUAUUCCUAUCAGAAGCGGUUCCUCGGUCGAACUAAUGUAGAUGACGCCUUUGAACGACACAAGCCGUCUCAGGACCGUGGCGCUUUCUAG